This is a messenger RNA of Archocentrus centrarchus (flier cichlid), 3011 nucleotides long. Its product is annotated as NLR family CARD domain-containing protein 3-like. Lineage: Eukaryota; Metazoa; Chordata; Actinopteri; Cichliformes; Cichlidae. The transcript is spliced from 7 exons. Bases 35 to 2797 code for a protein of 920 amino acids. Gene Ontology annotation, molecular function: protein binding. The record is from RefSeq and is a predicted model, not a curated record.
CCAGCAGCAUCAAACACAGCUGGACUCCAUAUUUAUGCUGCUGGAGGACAACAUCAUCACUUUUGUGAAGAACGAACUGAAGAAGAUCCAGAAGGUUCUGAGUCCAGAUUACCCAGAAUGCUUAGAGAGUCAUGGGGAGGGUGACACGGCCUUGGAGGGUGAGGAUGAAGAGCAGAAGAGAAGCAGAGAGGCUUUUGUGAAGAUCACACUGCACUUCCUGAGGAGAAUGAAGCAGGAGGAGCUGGCUGACCGUCUGCAGAGCAAAUACUUUGCUCCAGUCUGUCGACAAGAACUUAAGUCCACCCUGAAGAAGAAGUUCCAGUGUGUGUUUGAGGGGAUCUCUAAAGCAGGAAACCCAACCCUUCUGAAUCAGAUCUACACAGAGCUCUACAUCACAGAGGGAGGGGCUGCAGAGGUCAAUGAUGAACAUGAGGUCAGACAGAUUGAAACAGCAUCCAGGAAACCAGACAGACCAGAAACACCAAUCAGACAAGAAGACAUCUUUAAAGGCUCACCUGGAAGAGAUGAACCAAUCAGAACAGUGCUGACAAAGGGAGUGGCUAACAUUGGGAAAACAGUCUUAACACAGAAGUUCACUCUGGACUGGGCUGAAGACAAAGCCAACCAGGACAUCCAGUUCAUGUUUCCAUUCACUUUCAGAGAGCUGAAUGUGCUGAAAGAGAAAAAGUUCAGCUUGGUGGAACUUGUUCAUCACUUCUUUACUGAAACCAAAGAAGCAGGAAUCUGCAGCUUUGAAGACUUCCAGGUUGUGUUCAUCUUUGAUGGUCUGGAUGAGUGUCGACUUCCUCUGGACUUCCACAACACUGAGAUCCUGACUGAUGUUACAGAGUCCACCUCAGUGGAUGUGCUGCUGACAAACCUCAUCAGGGGGAACCUGCUUCCCUCUGCUCACCUCUGGAUAACCACACGACCUGCAGCAGCCAAUCAGAUCCCUCCUGAGUUUGUUGGCAUGGUGACAGAGGUCAGAGGGUUCACUGACCUACAGAAGGACGAGUACUUCAGGAAGAGAUUCAGAGAUGAGGAGCAGGCCAGCAGGAUCAUCUCCCACAUCAAGACAUCACGAAGCCUCCACAUCAUGUGCCACAUCCCAGUCUUCUGCUGGAUCACUGCUACAGUUCUGGAGGAUGUGCUGAAAACCAGAGAGGGAGGAGAGCUGCCCAAGACCCUGACUGAUAUGUACAUCCACUUCCUGGUGGUUCAGGCCAAAGUGAAGAAGGUCAAGUACGAUGGAGGAUUUGAGACAGAUCCACACUGGAGUCCAGAGAGCAGGAAGAUGAUUGAGUCUCUGGGAAAACUGGCUUUUGAUCAGCUGCAGAAAGGAAACCUGAUCUUCUAUGAAUCAGACCUGACAGAGUGUGGCAUCGAUAUCAGAGCAGCCUCAGUGUACUCAGGAGUGUUCACACAGAUCUUUAAAGAGGAGAGAGGGCUGUACCAGGACAAGGUGUUCUGCUUCAUCCAUCUGAGUGUUCAGGAGUUUCUGGCUGCUCUUCAUGUCCAUCUGACCUUCAUCAACUCUGGAGUCAAUCUGCUGGAAGAACAACAAACAGCCUCCCAGGACUCUGAAAAGAAAACAUCUGCACAGACACACCUCUACCAGACUGCUGUGAACAAGGCCUUACAGAGUCCAAAUGGACACCUGGACUUGUUCCUCCGUUUCCUCCUGGGUCUUUCACUGCACACCAAUCAGACUCUCCUACGAGAUCUUCUGACACAGACAAGAAGUAGCUCACAGACCAAUCAGGAAACAGUCCAGUACAUCAAGAAGAAGCUCAAUGAGAAUCUGUCUGCAGAGAAAAGCAUCAACCUGUUCCACUGUCUGAAUGAACUGAAUGAUCGUUCUCUAGUGGAGGAGAUCCAACAGUCCCUGAGAUCAGGACGUCUCUCCACAGAUAAACUGUCUCCUGCUCAGUGGUCAGCUCUGGUCUUCAUCUUACUGUCAUCAGAAGAAGAUCUGGAUGUGUUUGACCUGAAGAAAUACUCUGCUUCAGAGGAGGCUCUGCUGAGGCUGCUGCCAGUGGUCAAAGCCUCCAACAAAGCUCUACUGAGUCUCUGUGACCUCUCAGAGAGAAGCUGUGAAACUCUGUCCUCAGUUCUCAGCUCCCAGUCCUCUAGUCUGAGAGAGCUGGACCUGAGUAGCAAUGACCUGAAGGACUCAGGAGUGAAAGCUUUAUCUUCUGGACUGGAGGAUCCACAUUGUAAACUGGAAACACUCAGGCUGUCAGGCUGCCUGAUCACAGAAGAAGGUUGUAAGUCUCUGGUCUCAGCUUUGAGCUCCAACCCCUCCCAUCUGAGAGAGCUGGACCUGAGCUACAACCAUCCAGGAGAGGCAGGAGUGAAGCUGCUGGAGCAGCUGAGACUGGAAACUCUCAGACUGAGUCUCUGUGACCUCUCAGAGAGAAGCUGUGAAACUCUGUCCUCAGUUCUCAGCUCCCAGUCCUCUAGUCUGAGAGAGCUGGACCUGAGUAACAAUGACCUGAAGGACUCAGGAGUGAAAGCUUUAUCUUCUGGACUGGAGAAUCCACAUUGUAAACUGGAAACACUCAGUCUGUCAGGCUGCCUGAUCACAGAAGAAGGUUGUAAGUCUCUGGUCUCAGCUUUGAGCUCCAACCCCUCCCAUCUGAGAGAGCUGGACCUGAGCUACAACCAUCCAGGAGAGGCAGGAGUGAAGCUGCUGGAGCAGCUGAGACUGGAAACUCUCAGGUAUGGAGAGGCCUGUUGCAGCCACAGACAGUGUCUGAUAGAGGAGGAAGCUGUACUUCACUCUGGCCCUGUCUGAUGACUUCAUGCUGGAUACGAGUGUUAUCUGAACAGUCACACAUAGAGGAACCUUUUUACUUUGCUUCUAUCAGAAAGUCUGCUUGAACAGAAACAGUAGAUAUCUGUAUGGGGGUCUUGAUCAAGAUGGCGCUGGUAAGGUCAGCAGCCGUCGUACCUGCUCCUACGCUUUGUUUGUAUAUAUUAGGUUUAGCUCUAAUUUUGGACUUUAUAAU